Molecule: messenger RNA, 1819 nt
Organism: Didymodactylos carnosus
Lineage: Eukaryota; Metazoa; Rotifera; Eurotatoria; Philodinida; Philodinidae
Source: the annotation of a GenBank genome assembly
CUCGAAAGAAUAUCUUUGACCAACAGAAUCGUCCUAGGGUUGUCUCAUACUCAUCUUCGGAUUCCUCGUAGUUGAUUACCUAUUCCGUAGAAUUUUCAUAAAUUUAUUCCGGCGGUCGAGGAUUCCAAGAUCCUGUCCCUAUGUCGGAAUGGGAAAACUACAUCUCUGCUGAAUUCUGUGGUAACAAGAUUCAGUUACAAUAAAAUGAAGAUUAUUCUCGACACGAUAUUCAUUCGACUUACAGUCAAUGGACCGAGUGAAUCGAUGUGAUUCACGUUAUUUAUUAUAGUCUAUGUCUAUGUUAUACAACAAAAGUUUUCUAACACUUUAUCACAUAUUAGCUGAGAUACGACAUCUUUCAAUAAAUGUAUCAUUAAAAAACGUUGUUUUAUCGAAAAAUGUUCUUUUACGUUACAUCAUAUAACGUAAAUAUCUCGAGAACGAUAAGAGAUCGAGAGGUGAAGUUUUUACUGGUUAUACAACUCUAAGAAGUGUAUCUACAAUAAAAAUUCCAGCUAAAACAAAUCAGCUGUUCAGGAGCUAUUCACAUAAUAAUUUUCAAAAAUUCAGUCUACAGAGUAAGUCAUACUCGAAUUUUUAUUCACGGUACGCCUCCAUAUAAAUACGGUUUUUACACAAUGUGAGGUUUAUAAGUCCGCGACGGUACGCGCUAGAGAGCUGAAGUUUCGUGUGGCAGUGGGACACUGAGAGAGGAGUAACACAUAAAAAAAUUGUCUAAAUCGGUCAACGAGAACAAAAGUUAUUACGCAAAUGCAGCUAAAACUUCAAUCAUACCAAUAAGUUGCAAUUCGUUCGUAUAUAUGACUACCCGCAAAACGGUGAUAGCAAAACAGGAACGACAACAGUCAAGUCUGCUAUACAGGAUAAUUGAAUCGCGUAUCUUCGUGUGGGUAAUAUGAAUAACUAAGAACUUAUAGAUUCAAUUUUAGCGAUAGUGUUAGACUAGAAUAGGAGAUUUCAAAAUCUAAACUAGAAAUUUGACAGGCUCACAAAUGGUAAAGCACCUAAAAUGAUCAAAUAAAGCAAUAAAAGAGAGCGAUUCCUAUGAAACCUUUUAUACGACUCUUUCUUACACUCCAUUCAGAAAACUUCUCAUUUUUCUUCUGUUAUAAGACUAUCGCUUCUGUGAAUACUGAAGGAUGCUUCUUUAACUAAUUGCGCGACAGUGUUGGCACUACGUUUUAAAUUUAAAUACAGUCCCACCUCCUUUUCAAGCUAUGUUUGUGCACGAAAAUAUUCCUGACGGAAGACUAAUGUUACACAGAAAAUUUCCAAGUGUUUUUUUAGCAUGCUUUCGAUACUGAAUUUAUUACAAAUGGCAACCGUAAUCUGAUACCUCAAAUAUCAGAACCCUUAUCAUCUCUUUCGGGAAAGUGGACAAGUCAUGUAAGUAUCAGUUCAUCUCAUGUGUAGAAGAAACGUAAUUUUAAGUUUAAACUAGCAUGAUUCUCAUAAACCAGACGUAGUGUUUGGAAUGUCCUUGCCUGAAAUUGUUAUUAGUAAUUUGCUGGACUUAUCUCAUGAAGACCUUAUAAAGAAAAGACGUCGUCGUCGUCGUCGUCGUCGUCGUCGUCGUCGUCGUCGUCGUCGUCGUCGUCGUCGUCGUCGACGAUACACUCGAUGCACGCCAAUAUCAUUGUGUUUGUGUGGGAUUUUUACUGGUUUCGUUUUAGCUGUUGUCUGUGGUAUCAUUGCUGCAAUGCUUUCGAAGGUGGAUAAAAAGGCUACUACGUCAACAAGCAAUAGGGCACCCUUAGUAACUGUUUGUGGACUAUUUAGGGAAAUUCUUAGUACCUAG